Messenger RNA from Gongylonema pulchrum, 714 nucleotides. The record is from the annotation of a GenBank genome assembly. NCBI's taxonomy places the organism in Eukaryota, Metazoa, Nematoda, Chromadorea, Rhabditida, Gongylonematidae.
AUGGCAAAAAAUAUCAGGGGCGAGCUAACCAUCACUCAGCCGGACCCAUUGCAUGACCUCGAGAUUGUGCCACAGAUGGCGAAGUUCCUGCAUAUGAGUACCUCGCAUGAAGUGGAAUUCCUUCGCAAUGCCCUGUUUCCCCCUUUGCUCUGCCAUGCAGCGAAUAGUGGUGACGUCGAGUUGCUCGAGGGACUUCGUGAAAAUGGAGCAAAUCUUUCGGCUGUUGAUUACAGCGGUCGCAGCGCGCUACAUGUAGCUGCUAGUGCAGGGCAUGUUAACGCAGUGAAGUACUUACUAAAGCAAGGUGUUAGUGUUCAUGUACGAGACCGCUGGAACGAGAAUGCUCUUGUGGACGCAGUAAGGACGAAAAAUAAAGUUUGCAUCGAAAGCUUACGAGCGGCUGGCGCUGUGCUAUCUGUUAAUCCACUCAGACUUGGAGUGGAGCUGUGCUUGUGUGCGAGCUGCGGCGAUUCCGAGACACUGGGUUCCUGGCUGGACGCCGGUGCUGAUGUGAAUCAGCCGGACUACGAUGGCCGAACUGCUUUGCAUAUCGCCGUCAAAAUGGGCAAUGAGCAGUUGAUAGGAUAUUUGCUGGAAAGGGGUGCCGACCCGGAGAGCGCCGACCACUUCGGUGUGACGCCGAUGAAGCAGGCAGAGAAAUUCCACUUGAAUGGACUGGUAGAAAAGUUGAAGUACAGCGUGAGGCGUUCCUAG